AUGAGUCUUUCCACCGAAUUUUCCGCUUACUUGUUGCAGGUCACAUCGCACGGCGCUUCACCGCUGCUUCCGACAUCUACUAAACCAACCGUGACCAGCACUUUACGUCGCCGCCUCGACGAGCUCCUUCCCGUCCCUGACCUUUCGUCCACGGAUCUGUUGCUCCCCCAAGACGACGAUUUUCUCGCAGAGCAUAAACCGCUUGACGAGAUUCUUGAACAACACGAAAGGUUUGGACAGGCCCCGUCGACUGCGCCAACGGUUGUGAACGAUGACACUGACAAGGAGAACCGGAACCCCGUCUUUCCUGAAGCUCGAGAGGACAUUGAAAGUGGCGCACUCGAUACGUGGAAUAGUGGUAUCGCUGUUCAUGUUGUUGCUAUUGGAUGGCUGAUUCUUUCGGCCGCAUUCAUGUUCUAGGCCCGUUGCCUACCACCGACCGAAGUAGACAAAUAAGAUCGUCCUCGCAUCUUCGUCAUGAAAUAGAUAUUGCUGUCAUAGCAUCACCCAUAAUUGCGGACACUUACAUCACACUCUGGGAGGAAAAUAUGACCGUUUGCUAGCAGGCGUUUACAGUCGAUAUCUUCCAGUUCGUCGGUCAUUUGUUCCCGACAUGGUUUCGAUACGCAGUCUUCAGAAAAUCCUCGAUCCUAGACAAUGCACCCUUUCGUGUUUUUCCCCGCUAUCGAUAGCACCUUCUGUGUUCUUCUGGCGUCGCGGCCUCAAAGUAGAAAGUAAGGGAACCAGGGUUCUUUCAACUGGAAAGUUCUCUCGAGACAACAACGCCAUGUCCGUAAAGACCAACUUUUCAAAAAGAGUUUUGACCUUUUCGUCUCGAUGUUUUUGCAAGCUAUUUCACAGAAUCUACGAUGAUUUGAAGCGCUUGGACUGGUGCCCCUCAUCAUGAUACUCCAUCCAGGUGUACGGUAUCUGACUGGCGUUU
Phaeodactylum tricornutum CCAP 1055/1 is the source of this 943-nucleotide messenger RNA. RefSeq lists its product with no specific name. Bases 1 to 420 code for a protein of 139 amino acids. The transcript has a single exon. Lineage: Eukaryota; Bacillariophyta; Bacillariophyceae; Surirellales; Neidiaceae. The record is from RefSeq and is a predicted model, not a curated record.